Molecule: messenger RNA, 3710 nt
Organism: Macadamia integrifolia
Lineage: Eukaryota; Viridiplantae; Streptophyta; Magnoliopsida; Proteales; Proteaceae
Product: leucine-rich repeat receptor-like serine/threonine-protein kinase RGI4
Exons: 2
Coding region: 291-3650 (1119 amino acids)
Biological process (GO): protein phosphorylation
Cellular component (GO): plasma membrane
Molecular function (GO): protein kinase activity; protein binding; ATP binding
Source: RefSeq, a predicted model, not a curated record
AAUUUAAGGUUCCACAAAGAGAAAAAGUGAUCUAAAAUAAGAUAAUAUAGGCCCGUCUCUGCGUGUCGCUCGUCCCCCACCGGGCCAUCUCCCAUCUUUGCUUUCCCCUAUAAACAAAUGGAAAACAUCUAAAUUCCAUGUCUCUCUGCACAAACUUCAUGGUCUAAGCUGUUCUUGGAUCCGGAGAUUCUGGGUUUUUGGAUUCAAUUUUUAAAACAAAAGCUACAAGACAUGGUUUGGUUUCUCUGCCAUUCCCAAUCCUGCUCUUCCCCACACUCGUAGCAGUGAUAAUGCCUGUGAAGAACCAUCGGGGAUGGAACCUCUUCUUCUUCUUCUUCUUCUCCUUCUUCCUGCCCUUCCUGGCUUUCUCCGUCAAUGAACAGGGUCAAGCACUUCUUUCAUGGAAGAGGAGCUUGAAUGGCUCCGUGGAAGUCCUAAAUGACUGGAACCCAGAAGAUGUAAGCCCCUGUAAUUGGUUUGGGAUCUCCUGCAACUACUUGCAGCAAGUAGUGGAACUCAAUUUGAGGUACUUGGAUCUGCAAGGCCUUGUUCCUUCUAAUCUAGCUUCAUUGAAGUCGUUGAAUAAACUUGUUCUGUCAGGGACGAAUCUCACUGGUUCCAUACCUGAAGAGCUGGGUGGCCUUAAUGAAUUGAUUCACUUGGACUUGAGCGACAAUGCCUUGAAUGGCGCAAUUCCCAGUGAGAUUUGCAGCUUGGCCAAGCUCGAGAGAUUGUAUCUCAAUUCCAAUCGCCUCGAGGGGUCCAUUCCUGUUGAAAUUGGGAACCUUUCGAGCUUGACAUGGUUGAUUCUCUACGAUAAUCAGCUUAGCGGUAUAAUCCCAACCACCAUAGGUAGCUUGAAGAAGCUCCAAGUGUUUAGAGCUGGUGGGAACAAGAAUCUUCAAGGUUCAGUAACGAAGGAGAUUGGGUAUUGCAGUGAUUUGGUAAUGCUAGGCCUUGCAGAGACGAGCAUCUCUGGGUUUCUCCCUCCCAGUUUAGGUCUGCUCAAGAAGCUUCAGACUCUGGCAAUCUACACCACUUUACUCUCAGGCCAAAUCCCUCCCGAGCUCGGCGAAUGUAGCGAGUUGCAGAACAUUUACUUGUACGAGAACGAACUCACCGGGUCCAUUCCUAUUCGAUUGGGGAAUCUGCGUAAUCUGAGAAACCUGCUCCUCUGGCAGAACAACCUUGUGGGAGUCAUCCCACCGGAGCUGGGGAACUGCGACCAUUUGUUGGUGGUUGAUCUGUCCAUGAAUUCCAUCACAGGAAGCAUUCCACAGACAUUUGGGAAUCUGAGUUCGUUGCAGGAGCUUCAAUUAAGCGUAAAUCAAAUCUCUGGAAGGAUCCCACCGGAGCUAGGUAAUUGUCGGAAUCUGAAUCACAUCGGUUUCGACAACAAUCAAAUCACAGGAACUAUUCCUUCGGAAUUUGGGCAAAUCCCGAAUCUGACGGUGUUGUUCUUAUGGGCAAACAAGCUCGAAGGGAAUAUACCGGUAUCGAUUGCUCUCUGCCAGAAUCUCGAAGCCAUUGAUUUAUCUCAGAACAGUCUAACGGGUCCCAUUCCCAGAGGAAUCUUCCAGUUGCAGAAUCUGAACAAGCUUCUACUUCUAUCGAACAACCUCUCCGGUGUAAUCCCUCCAGAUAUCGGAAAAUGCGGUUCUCUGAUCCGAUUCAGAGCCAACAAUAACAAGAUCACCGGACCAAUCCCGCCGGAGAUUGGGAAUUUAGUUAAUUUGAAUUUCUUGGAUCUCGGCUGCAACCGUUUGACCGGUAUCGUACCACCCCAAAUAUCCGGUUGCCGGAACCUGACGUUCCUCGACUUACAUUCCAACGCAGUCACCGGAAGCUUACCGGAGAAUUUCAACCACUUGGUUUCCCUCCAAUACCUCGACGUCUCCGACAACUUGAUAGGAGGAGCUUUAACUCCGAGUCUUGGAGCGCUGAGUUCUCUCACCAAACUCAUUCUCAGUAAGAACAGAUUCACUGGUCCGAUUCCUGGAGAUAUUGGGACAUGCACCAAACUCCAGCUACUGGACCUGAGCCAGAACUAUCUCUCCGGUAAGAUACCGCCGAGUCUGGGUAAGAUUCCGUCACUUGAGAUCGCAUUAAACCUGAGCUGGAACAAACUCUCCGGCAAGAUUCCGACAGAGUUUUCAGGGUUGAGUAAGCUCGGAGCCCUCGAUCUCUCCCACAACCAGCUCUCCGGCGAACUUCAAAUUCUCGCCGGGCUUCAGAAUAUGGUGAUCCUCAACCUAUCAUGCAACAAUUUCACUGGGAGAGUACCGAACACACCCUUCUUCACGAAGCUUCCGUUGAGCGACCUCGCAGGGAACCCAUCCCUCUGCUUUCCCGGCAACCGUUGCGCCUCCUACGAACGAGGCGACGCGGCACGCCACGCAGCUCGGAUGGCGAUGAUAGUGUUACUGUCCGCCGCGUGCGCACUCCUGCUGGCGGCGCUAUGUAUCAUUCUGAGGGAGAGAAGGCGGCACGGUAGCUUCGGUGGACACCGUGACAGUGAUGUGGAUGGUGACGACGGCAUGGAGAUGGCACCACCAUGGGAGUUCACACUUUACCAGAAACUCGACUUUUCCAUCACAGACGCAGCGAGGUGCCUAACCCCUAACAACAUCGUAGGGAAGGGACGUUCUGGGGUGGUUUACAGGGCCAACAUUACUUCUUCGGGAUUCACGAUUGCAGUGAAGAAAUUCCGGUCGUCGGAGACAUCAUCGGCGGCAGCGUUCUCGUCGGAGAUUACAACGCUGGCGAAGAUACGGCACAGAAACAUAGUAAGGCUGUUGGGUUGGGGCACAAACCGGAAGACAAAGCUUCUCUUCUACGAUUACCUGCCGAACGGAACGUUAGGGGCUUUGCUGCACGAAGGAGGAAUCACGGGUUCAUCGGUGGAAUGGGAGACGAGGUUCAAGAUUGCUUUGGGGGUGGCGGAGGGUUUGGCUUACCUUCACCACGACUGCGUGCCUGGCAUCAUCCAUCGGGACGUGAAAGCCCAUAACAUUCUCUUGGGGGAGCGAUACGAAGCUUGCUUGGCAGACUUUGGCCUCGCCAGGCUCGUCGAAGAAGAAGACAAUGGCUCCUUCUCCGCUAGUCCUCAAUUUGCAGGCUCUUACGGCUACAUUGCUCCUGCAGAGUAUGGUUGUUCGAUGAAGAUCACAGAGAAGAGCGACGUUUACAGUUACGGAGUGGUCCUACUAGAAAUCAUAACGGGGAAGAAACCGGUGGACCCAACGUUCACAGAUGAACAACACGUGGUCCAAUGGAUUCGUGAUCACCUGAAGAGCAAGCGGGACCCAUUGGAGAUUCUUGAUCCAAAGCUCCAAGGACGACCGGACUCGCAGACACAAGAGAUGCUUCAAGUGCUGGGGAUUUCCCUACUCUGCACUAGCAAUCGCGCCGAAGAUAGGCCCACCAUGAAAGACGUGGCAGCACUGCUGAGGGAAAUCCGACAGGACCCACCACCUUGGUGCGAUGCACAGAAACCGGGGAGUAGCUCUAGUUUCAGUUUUACCAAGCCAGAGAUGACAUCGUACACCUCAUCAGUAUCACCGGCGCAGCAGCUACUGCUGCUCUCGCACUGUUCCAUUUCCUAUUCCUCGUCCUCAGAUGUACUAAAUAAAGCUGUAAAAGAAGCCUAAAAGAAAUUAAUGAUUGUUAAUAUUGAUUAAUUAAGUAUAAUAAGGGUAGUGGUUUGUUAA